Messenger RNA from Sphenostylis stenocarpa, 1257 nucleotides. The record is from the annotation of a GenBank genome assembly. NCBI's taxonomy places the organism in Eukaryota, Viridiplantae, Streptophyta, Magnoliopsida, Fabales, Fabaceae.
AUGGCUCUGAUCCUCCACUCACCCCCAAAUAACAAGAAUGCUAUCAAGUCUCUCAUCGCGGCAGAGUACGCUGGCGUCCAACUGGAAUUGGCCCCUAAUUUCGAGAUGCUUGUCUCCAAUAGAACUCCUGAGUUCCUCAAGAUGAAUCCUAUUGGAAAGGUUCCUGUGUUGGAAACCCCUGAUGGUCCAAUCUUUGAAAGCAAUGCUAUUGCUCGUUAUGUUGCUCGACUCAAGGGUGACAACGUAUUGUACCUCUCUACUCCCAUUGAUAACGCCCGCAUUGAACAGUGGAUUGAUUUUUCAUCUUUCGAGAUCGAUAACAAUGUUCUGAAAUUGUACCUACCAAGACUUGGAUAUAUGCCAUACCAUCAACCUAUCGAGGAGGCUGCAAACUCUUCGUUGAAGAAAGCAUUCCAGGCCUUGAACACUCACCUUGCCUCUAACACUUACCUUGUUGGGCAUUCCGUUACCCUUGCUGACAUCAUAACAACAUGCAACUUGUACUUAGGUUUCACCCAGAUCUUAGUCAAGAGCUUCACUUCGGAGUUCCCUCAUGUUGAGAGAUACUUCUGGACCUUGGUCAACCAGCCUAAUUUCCGAAAGACAUUAGGUCAGGUUAAGCAAAUAGAAACUAUUCCACCUAUUCCAUCUGCGAAGAAGCCUUCCCAGCCCAAGGAGUCUAAGCCCAAACCUAAGGAUGAGCCGAAGAAAGUGGCUAAGCCGGAGCCAGAAAAGCUUAAAGAAGCGGAAGAGGAGGCACCCAAGCCCAAGCCCAAAAAUCCUCUUGAUCUUCUUCCUCCAAGCACGAUGAUAUUGGAUGAGUGGAAAAGACUCUACUCAAACACUAAGACCAACUUCCGAGAGGUUGCAAUCAAAGGAUUCUGGGACAUGUAUGAUCCAGAGGGAUAUUCUCUCUGGUUCUGUGAUUACAAAUACAAUGAUGAGAACACUGUUUCCUUUGUGACGCUAAACAAGGUUGGUGGAUUUCUUCAGAGGAUGGAUCUGGCUCGCAAGUAUGCUUUUGGAAAGAUGCUUGUGAUUGGAUCACAGGCACCAUUUAAGGUGAAGGGGUUGUGGCUUUUCCGCGGGCAAGAGAUUCCGCAAUUUGUGAUUGAUGAAUGCUAUGAUAUGGAGCUGUACGAGUGGACAAAGGUUGAUAUCUAUGAUGAAAAUCAGAAAGAGCGGGUCAAUCAGAUGAUUGAGGAUUAUGAACCAUUUGAGGGAGAAUCUCUUUUGGAUGCCAAAUGCUUUAAGUGA